Messenger RNA from Melampsora larici-populina 98AG31, 690 nucleotides. RefSeq lists its product as uncharacterized. The transcript has 2 exons. NCBI's taxonomy places the organism in Eukaryota, Fungi, Basidiomycota, Pucciniomycetes, Pucciniales, Melampsoraceae. The record is from RefSeq and is a predicted model, not a curated record. Bases 1 to 690 code for a protein of 229 amino acids.
AUGGAAAUGUUUGGCAGGAGGUUGUGCCAGAUCUUGGCCUUGAUGCUCUAUUGGCCUAUAUUACUCACGGCUAUGGGCCUUCGGGGUUUUACCAGCACCAUAUGUCACCCCGUUUCAGCCACAGCAGGCUAUGCAGAACCAUUGGCAUGGUCACCCUUGGCAUCUGUUCCAACACUCCAUCAGCAGGAAUUCAAUCAAUUGGAAGGAGAGUAUACUUCUGAUGGAUGCUUCAAUGUGCCUGCAUUGUCAAUUCCAAUCCCUAGCAACAUUCCCUUCUUGCCUACUGGUCACAUCACGCCAAGGACAAUCCUUACAACAAUGCAUAUGACACGAGUGCCUCUUGGUCACCACUUAAACCAUAUACAACUCUUAGUUUUAACUGUGGCAAACCAUGUCUUGAAAUCUAAAGAGCUACCCAAGGCAGCUAUGCAUGUGAGUCCUGUUGAUGUGAAAAAAGAUUGGUCAAACAUCAGAGCUAUAGAACAAUAUGACGGAAGAGGUAGGCAUCUUGAAUUAUCAAAAAAGUUGGAGAUCACUUCCUCGGCAAAGACACGUAAGAUAAAGACCUUUGAGCAGACAUAUUUGAAACACUACCCCCCUGCACAAUCAUUAUGGUCUGGACCAUCAAGGCUGUCUGAGCCAAGUCACACAGGAACAAAUGCAAUUCUACAACAGCAGGUGGGCUUAUAA